Molecule: messenger RNA, 1410 nt
Organism: Dentiscutata erythropus
Lineage: Eukaryota; Fungi; Glomeromycota; Glomeromycetes; Diversisporales; Gigasporaceae
Source: the annotation of a GenBank genome assembly
AUGUCGGAUUACGAAAUUUCUCCAAGAGAUUACGAUGAAAUAACUGACACGUUGAACAUUUUUUGUCAAACGUAUCCAGAUUUCAUUAAGAAAUACCCGUAUAUAUUCGACAAUGAAGGUCGUAUUGAUAAAUCAGUUCGCAUUGACAAAAAAGUGGGAAAAGAGGCCAUUAAAUUACAUAGACUUGCUUCCUCUCUCCUCGAUGAAUGUAAAUACGAUGAAUCUGAUAGUUUCAGAAAAGAGGCAUACACAUUAUUUUGUGAAAGUAAAUCUUAUUAUUGGAUAGGAUAUUAUCGUGAAAUUGGAUACGAAUUCUGUAAAGCUGAUAAAGAAGUAGCAAUAAUAUUCUUUAUGCUUUCUAGUUAUAUUCAAAAUGACUAUCGUGGUAUGGACGAAUAUACCCCUGUACUUUUACAUAAAAUAACCGAUGAAGAAGAUGAAUCGAAAAAACAACCUCUUAUUACCAAGGCUAUGGCAUUACUUACAAGAGCUGCUUACAAAAAAAUUCCUACAGCACAAUGUAAACUCGGAUAUAUCUAUUAUCAUGGGAAAAUGGGAUAUGAAAAAGAUAUAUUCCUCGCUGAAGUUUACUUAAGACUUGUCUUAACCAAUAUUAACAGCAAUUAUGACGAUAUUACGAGAUCUUUUAAAUUACUAAGGGAAAUAAAUCCUAAUUUAAAUAUAGAUGAUUAUAUUUUGGUCAAAUCUAAAAACAAACUCUCAUCCGAUACUUGCAUGAAAUCCUUUUCUAAUUCAUUCCCAAAUAUCUCGAAAACGCACCCAUACUUUAAUAAUUUAGGUAAAACUAAAUGGGUUACAUCAUUUCGAAGUGAAAUGCGCGAUCAAUCUAUCCUGUUGUAUUUAGAAUCUCGAGACUUAUCUAAAAGAACAUAUGAAAAAGAAUCAGACAAUGUUAUGGAAAAGGUAUAUAAAAUGUUUAAAGACAAUGAUGAUUUCUUCUGGUUAUGUGGUUUAUACGCAGACGGAUUCAUUGAAAUACCAAAUAAUGAACAAAUAGCACAAGGAUUUUUGACACUAUCCGCUUAUGUUCAAGAAGAUCCCGAAGGAAUGGUCAAAUAUGCCCGUGAAUUAUUGAAACAAAGUGAAUAUAUAAACAUAUCACAACAAAAUAUUAUGAUAAAAGAGGCCAUCCGUCUUCUAGAGUUAUCUGCUAUAAAGGGAAACGUAAAGGCUGCUUAUAUUUUAGGAAAAAUAUAUCUCAAUGGAUUAUAUAUUCAGGAUAAAGACACGGAUAAAGCUAUCAGUCGUUUAAAAUACGCAGCAAAUAAUAAAUAUAAAGGUGCUGAGUUACUGUUAAAUAAAGCUACCAAUAUUAAGAAAGGUCAUUUCUUUAAUCAAGAUGAAUUUAUAAAAAGAGUUAAUGAACAAUUUAAAAAUAAUAACAAAUAA